This is a messenger RNA of Daktulosphaira vitifoliae (grape phylloxera), 1387 nucleotides long. Its product is annotated as homeobox protein Hox-A2b-like. The coding region runs from base 123 to 959 and encodes 278 amino acids. Gene Ontology annotation, biological process: regulation of transcription by RNA polymerase II. Gene Ontology annotation, molecular function: RNA polymerase II cis-regulatory region sequence-specific DNA binding; DNA-binding transcription factor activity, RNA polymerase II-specific. The record is from RefSeq and is a predicted model, not a curated record. The transcript has 2 exons. NCBI's taxonomy places the organism in Eukaryota, Metazoa, Arthropoda, Insecta, Hemiptera, Phylloxeridae. Gene Ontology annotation, cellular component: nucleus.
CGGUUUGUCAGUGUCUCUUCGUGGUAAGUUCCUAAUAGACGUUAACGCUGGAUUGAUAAAAGUAUAUCAUAUCGCGAAGUGCGUGUUUUUAAUAAAAACCUUAAAUCUAAAACAAUUUAAGAAUGGAUAAUUUACCGGUAACUAUUACUACAUCGAGCGGUAAUAAGAAACCAAUGUCACGUUCGUUUUUAAUCGAUUCUUUAAUUGGAGGUGGAAAUGGCGUUAAACAUCCCUGUGCAGUAACAAGUGCUAGUAACAAAGUUGAAUCUUCCAUUUUGCCGUAUCAUCCACAACUUGGUGAAUACCUACACUUUCUGAACCAAACAGCAGCAGCUGUAUAUCGGUAUCAACAACAACAACCUACUUUAAUCACGUCUAGAUCAAUGACACCAUUACUUGGAGAGUUUUCGACAGUAACUAAGUUUAGAGACGCAAACAGUUUGAUGUAUGAUCGACAAGUAAAUAAUAAUUUAGUAAGACCUGUACCACUAGUAAUGCACAAAGCAAAACAUCAAGCCAAAAUUCAACGAAUUGCUGUUUCCAAAAAAAGGGUGGCAGAAAAAGCACCAGUAAAAACAGAGUGUCCAUCAAUAGAUCCAUUGAGGGAAUCCGAUUUUGAAAGUGAUACUGAUUCUGGUAGUUCUAAGCGAAUUAGAACUGCUUUUACUAGUAAUCAAUUGCUCGAGCUAGAACGAGAAUUCUCUAGUAAUAUGUACCUAUCUCGAUUAAGGCGUAUUGAGAUUGCCAACUGCUUACGAUUAUCUGAAAAGCAAGUAAAAAUAUGGUUUCAAAAUAGACGAGUUAAGCAAAAGAAAGAAGAUGGAUCAAAUUCAACAACAACCAACAGAUCUUGUUGUAGCUGUCCUAAAUCAAACCACCACAUUCCAAAUAUUUCAAAUAGUACUCUUUGUCAAAAAAGAGAUAGUCUAGGGGACUACAUCCAUGAUAGUGACAGCUAAUACUACAAAUAAAAAUAUUGAAAUUUGACUUCAAUAUUAUUUAGGGAUAGAAUGUUAAAAGUUUCAUUCUAAUGUGUCGAAUAAAUUUUAUAAUUCACAUAAACUUAUUUAUAAGAAUAUUAACUUUAUACCCAGGCAUCGUUUAUUCAAUUGAGUGUAUUAUUUUUUACAUAAAAUAAGGUGUUAAUUUAUUGUUGAAUGAAUAUUACCAACUAUUACAAAAAACCGAAUAAUUUUUUUUUACUUUUUGUACAACGUGUACAUUUUUUACCGUCCUUAUGAAUUAUUUCAUAAUGCAAAUGUAAAAUAAUUAUAGAACUAAGUUUCUUAAAAUGUAUAGAUAUAGUAAUUCCUUAAUUUUGUUAUCACAUAUUUUAUCAUUUUUAAUGUAUAUACUUUAUACAAUACUACUAUUUUACUAAUAUGCA